This is a messenger RNA of Calypte anna (Anna's hummingbird), 5571 nucleotides long. RefSeq names its product lysine demethylase 1B (gene KDM1B). The record is from RefSeq and is a predicted model, not a curated record. Lineage: Eukaryota; Metazoa; Chordata; Aves; Apodiformes; Trochilidae. The transcript is spliced from 22 exons. Gene Ontology annotation, molecular function: oxidoreductase activity; zinc ion binding; protein binding. Bases 386 to 2848 code for a protein of 820 amino acids.
GGGCUGAGGGUGCACGGCACCGGGGAGGAGGAGGAUGGUGGCGGGGAUGGCGGCGGCAGUGGCGGUGCUCUAGCAGGAGGCGGCGCGGACACGCGUGAAUGUGGUCUCCGUCCCUCGAGUGACCCGGCCCCGAGGUGAGUGCCAGGCGCCUCCCCCCGCUGCCGGCCGGCACCCCUGGGGACCUCCCUCUUCUCCGCUGACAUCCCCUCCAGGGACACCCCUCCUUCGGGGACACCCCUUAUGGACUCUGCCUGUCGCCAGCUGUGGCAGCCGUGGCCCGGGCGCUGCUGAGCGCUGGCCCCGGGGGGGGGCGGGGGCGGCCGCGGGCUGUCAGCUGCGGUCAGCCGGGAGCCGGCGACUUCUUACUCGGGGAUCUAGUAGUACAAUGUCAACUGGAAGGGUACGAACAAAAAAAAAGGCAUGUUCUUCAGACCAGUCUCCAGACAACCUUCCUCUGAGAAGUUCUGGAAGACAGGUGAAGAAGAAACCAGCUGAAGCAGCAGAUGAUGAUGAUGAAGCAUCAGAGAAGAAAUACAGGAAGUGUGAAAAAGCUGGAUGCACUGCAACAUGUCCUGUUUGCUUUGCCAGUGCAGCUGAAAGGUGUGCUAAAAAUGGGUAUACAUCUAGGUGGUAUCAUCUUUCCUGUGGGGAACACUUCUGCAAUGAAUGUUUUGACCACUAUUACCGAAGCCAUAAAGAUGGUUAUGAGAAAUACACUGGCUGGAAAAGGAUUUGGACAAGUAAUGGUAAAAGUGAGCCCAGUCCAAAAGCCUUCAUGGCUGAUCAACAGCUUCCUUACUGGGUGCAGUGCACAAAGCCAGACUGUGGUAAAUGGCGUCAGCUGACAAAGGAAAUCCAGCUGACACCACAAAUAGCAAAAACCUACAGAUGUGGUAUGAAACUGAACAAUUCCACCAAGAGUGAGGGCUCAGACCAGUGUUCUAUGCCUGAGGACUUGAGAGUGGCUGAAGUUUCAGACCAUUGGUGGUACUCCAUGCUCAUACUCCCUCCUUUGCUGAAAGACAGUGUGGCAGCUCCCUUUCUAGCUGCAUAUUAUCCAGACUGCGUGGGCAUGAGUCCAUCCUGUACCAGCACUAAUCGGUUACCUGGGGAAUCCAACCCUGUGAAGUUAGAGCACUUAAAGAGCGUGCCUAAUUUGACUGUUGCAGGCAUGAACAAAUAUUUUCAGCCUUUUUACCAGCCCAAUGAAUGUGGGAAAGCACUCUGUGUGAGGCCAGAUGUCAUGGAACUGGAUGAGCUCUAUGAGUUUCCAGAAUAUUCACGAGACCCUACCAUGUACCUGGCUUUGAGAAACCUGAUCUUGGCUCUGUGGUACACAAACUGCAAGGAAGCCCUUACCCCCCAAAAAUGCGUCCAUCACAUCAUUGUUCGAGGCCUUGUGCGUAUUCGGUGUGUACAGGAAAUGGAGAGGAUACUUUAUUUUAUGACAAGGAAAGGGCUUAUCAAUACAGGGGUUUUAUCAGUUGGUCCUGACCAGUAUCUUCUUCCUAAAGAAUACCACAAUAAAUCUGUCAUAAUUGUUGGCACUGGUGCAGCGGGAUUAGCAGCAGCCCGACAACUGCACAACUUUGGAAUCAAGGUUACUGUCUUAGAAGCUAAAGACAGAAUUGGUGGCCGAGUGUGGGAUGAUAAGACAUUCAAAGGAGUCACUGUUGGCAGAGGUGCACAAAUCGUCAAUGGAUGUGUCAACAACCCGAUGGCACUAAUGUGUGAGCAACUUGGCAUUAAAAUGCACAAACUAGGGGAGAAAUGCGACUUGAUCCAGGAAGGUGGAAGGAUAACAGAUCCCACUAUUGAUAAACGUAUGGACUUUCAUUUCAAUGCCAUCCUAGAUGUCGUCUCUGAGUGGAGAAAAGAUAAAACCCAACAUCAAGAUAUUCCUCUUGGUGAAAAAAUACAGGAGAUCUAUAAAGCCUUUGUUCAGGAGUCUGGUAUUCAGUUCAGUGAGUUGGAGGAAAAAGUACUGCAAUUCCAUCUCAGUAAUUUGGAGUAUGCCUGUGGCAGCAAUCUCUCUCAGGUAUCUGCACGCUCAUGGGACCACAAUGAAUUUUUUGCCCAGUUUGCUGGAGAUCACACUUUACUAACUGUGGGAUAUUCUACCGUGAUUGAUAAAUUGGCAGAAGGUCUGGACAUUCGGCUGAAUUCCCCAGUACAGAGUAUUGACUAUUCUGGUGAAGAAGUACAGGUUACUACUGCAGAUGGAACAGUGUGGACAACACAAAAGGUAUUAGUGACUGUACCACUGGCCCUUCUUCAGAAAAAUGCCAUUCAGUUUAAUCCUCCACUGUCAGAAAAAAAAAUUAAAGCCAUCAAUAGUUUGGGUGCAGGAGUCAUUGAGAAGAUUGCCUUGCAGUUUCCUUACAGAUUUUGGGACAGUAAAAUUCAAGGAGCUGAUUUUUUUGGUCAUGUUCCACCCAACUCCAGCCAACGUGGGCUAUUUAGUGUUUUCUAUGACAUGGAUCCAGAGGGCAAGCAAAGCAUUUUAAUGUCAGUGGUCACUGGAGAUGCUGUGACAGCCAUUAAGACUUUAGAUGAUAAACAAGUACUGCAACAGUGCAUGACUGUACUUCGAGAGCUGUUUAAGGAGCAGGAGGUUCCUGACCCAGUGAAGUUUUUUGUCACUCGCUGGAGCACAGACCCUUGGCUCCAGAUGGCAUAUAGUUUUGUAAAAACAGGUGGAAGUGGUGAAGCUUAUGACAUCAUAGCUGAAGACAUACAAGGAAAAAUUUUUUUUGCUGGCGAGGCCACAAAUAGGCACUUUCCUCAGACCGUUACAGGAGCUUACUUGAGUGGGGUUCGAGAAGCAAGCAAAAUAGCAGCAUUUUAAGUACUAAAAUUUUGUGUUUAUUAUAUAGAUAUAUUUUAAAUUGUUUUCUGUGGGUAAAACUAUCUUCAAGUUUCCUAUUGCUGCCUUUUCCCUAUGUGGUACUUAAACAGUGUAUGGUACCUGAAGAUAAAAUCUUCAUCUUCCUUUUCCUCUCUUUGUCCCCCAGCUGCCUUUUAAGCCCUGAUGAUACUAUUGGGGUUUAUUUUCCAGCUAAGGUAUUAGUAGCAAGAGUCCCUGGGCACACCUAAACUAAUGGAACUUUUGUUGAGAGUCCUCUUCUAUAUGGCUCAAAUCAUGCUAUUGUAAACCUUCAUUUCAGAAGGUCAGAUUAAACCAAGUCUAAGUUAACAAUCAGCAUUAAAAAUGCUGGCAGUUAGUAAGGAUACUGGAAAUUUUCCACUAACUGAGCUUCUCAGGUUGGUUAUGCUCAUAGGAGUUCCUCCCAAAGCCCUAAAUAGCCUUGAUGAGUUCUAGAAUUAUUGUAGGAAGAACUCAACUAUCAUUCUUUCCACUUGCAAUCAAUAACCUUUUUCUACAAUUUUUUUCAUAUUCUUAGCCUCCACUAAGUGGGCUUUGGAAUAUGAAGUUUGUUCCUUUAUAUCAAAUGGCUGGAACAGUUUACAGUGCAAUCAUAGAGAGGUUAUUGUUGCUAAUAAAAACUUGAAAAAUUAACUUCUGCAUUACUUUAAAAACUUGUGAAGUAUUCUUCACAAUUCUGAGAUACGUAUUCUGAGAAAUUCUUAUUACAAUAAUAGGCUAAGCUUAGAUUUACUUAGUGCUUCUGAUAAUUCAGAAACAGGACAGCUUAAAAAUACUAUAUUUCUAUGAUUAUUUUGAAAACAAACUUCCAAAUUAAUUAUGGCUGAGUAGAGGAACUGCCUACUGAUAUGAGUGCACAUUUGGGGGUGAAGCACUGUAAGUUCCUAACAGCUCAUUCAGCUUUUAUAUUUAAAAAAUAAAUGAAGAUGAAUGAGGAAAAAUAUUAACGCUUUUAUGAAGGGCUGAAACAAGGUGGCUUGCACUUUGACUUGAAGGUUUGUUUUGUUUUUCUUUUUCUCUUUAUUUUAUUAUUAAAGUAUGGUUUAAAAUAACUUGAGGGAGAAAUUCAGUAAGGGAUAAGCAUCUAUCUGAUAGCUUUUCCAAAGACAGGAAAUAAAAAAUAAAUAUUUUUCAGCAGAAAUAAGACACAACCAGGAUAACUGGUGUAAUACUGUUUUACUAACAUGAUAUUAUUGAAAAAAUGCUUAAACCCAACUUUUAGUUCUAUUUUUCCCUCCCCUCCCUAUAACUUCACUGCCUAGACCUUUUGGAAGGAAAGUAAGCACUUAUUCUUUCUCCCCCUCAUUCUCAUGCAUAGGCUUUUCCCCUUUUUUAAUCUGUUUGCUUAAGAAUGACAACUUUUUUGGGGGUACACUGCUUAUUUCCAUAAAGCUGUAUCCUUGGGAAAAAAAACAAAAAGCAACCUUAAGGAAAAUCCUACUGAAUAAACACAAUUCUUCUUUUAAAAUAUCUAUUUUGUUUUUAGAGUAGUUAUGAUAUUGUUAAAUACCUUUAUUUAAUCUCUAAUUUACAAGGUGAAGAUGUUUAUAUAACUAGAUGUUUUUCAGAUAUAUAUUCUGUUCUGCUUCUUAAAGCUGAAUUAUAUGGAUUAAUAGGAAAAGUGUAACUGCUCAUAAUUUUCCUCUACAUAAAUACUAGUUUGUACAGCUUUAAAGUAUUUCCAGGUAUGAGAUUAUAAUUUAAAUGCUAUAAGAAGCCAGACAAAAUCCUCUGAUGAUGAAAGAUAAUCAGACAUCAGACUUUGCUUUUGCACUUUGUUAAUUUCAUAUAUAAUAGGACAACUUUCACCAUAACUAGGAAAGACUGUGAGCUGCGUAUGUCAGAGUUCCAAGUUUCUUUCCUAGUUUAUCAUAUAGGACAAAAUCAUUAGGAGAGGAUGAUCUGAUGGUGGGGGGGAAAAAGCUGAUUACAAUAUGUCCAGGACAUGCUAUUCGGCACCUGCUCCAGCCAAUAUUGGUCAAAAUUUCAGUCAGCUGCAUAACAACAUAUAAAGACAUCACAUUUCAGGUAAGAACUGUCUGGGAAGUUGAACCUGGCAUUCAUGUUGAGCUUAGCAUUUAUUUAUGCAGUCCAGAGUUUGUGUGGACGUGCUUGAUUUCAGGCACAUGCUUCCAUCCUCUUAAGUUGUACUUGGGCAUUUAAAUCUAUCUACACCUUUACAGGUAGAUGAAUGCUGUAUUCUAUAGGAUAGAGAUGGACACAAACAUUUGGCUUUAGCUGCUGCACACUUCUUAUAGCAUUAAAAAAAAAAAAAAAAGAUAAAUUUACUGAUGCCAUAGACUAUUAAUUAUUUGUAUAUUAUUUUGGUGCCAAGGCACUUAAACUGUGUUGUGCUGCACUUAAGUUUGAAGCGUAAGUAUGUUCCAUUUUAAUUUACAUUCAUUUGAAAUGUAUACAAACAUCAGGCUGGUUCUGAGACUUCAUUCUUUAAUUAAUAUUUCCCAAAUUUUUUUAAUACCUAUGUUUAAAAUUUAUUGCAAGCACGUGUGUGUUUUUUCUUUUGUGUUUAACUUAUUCCCUACAAAUAAAGAACUGGGGAAUAUUUUGUGUAAUUUGUUUAAAUGUUAUAAAAUAUUUGAAUGCAGAGCAUGAUCUGUUACACUUCAGCCCUUUUGUGUGAUUAUGUUAUGGCAGCGGAAUAAAACUGGAAAGUAUCCACAGGA